GGGUCCAGAUUUGGCAGUGUGGUUUAGUAAGGAUGUGAGGUAAAUCAGGCAACUUGCGUGGAUUUUAUAUUAUUUUUGGUCACUCUGGAGGAGAAACUGGAAGAGGUUUGUCUCUGGGCACAGACACGCAAGCAAGUUACAAAGGAACCAUUUUCCAUUUGGCAUGGCCCAUGAGAGAAGCUGCUCUUCUUCUGAAGCUCAUUCCACACUUCAAACCGACCAGUCUCCCUGACGGCCUCCAGCCUGAGACAGAAACAGGCAGCUGUUUUUAUGCUCACCAUAUCAACUUCAUGGCUCUUCAUCUGCCUAUCAGUCACCAUCAGCCUUAUCAGGAGCAAGGGUGGAGCAGGAGGGAAGAGAGAGGAAGACCAAGCUCCAGAGACAGGAAGAGAGGACAAACGGAGAGGGCUCCUGCAGAGGUGCUGCCACUUCUUCCUGCUUGGCUGCGAUCAGUGUUUGCCAUAAGUGAAGGGCUGGAGGCAUGGAAUGAGAAGUCACAAGGAAAUGGGCCCCUAAAUAGACUGUUGAUGGCAGCAAAAAGGAAAUACAUGGACACAGAAUUACCCCCUCAGGAAUCUGAAGACCUCUUCCAGGAUUUAAGCCAACUCCAAGAGACAUGGCUAACAGAAGCUCAGGUUCCUGACAGCGAUGAACAGUUUGUUCCUGAUUUCCAUUCUGAGAACUCAGUGGCAUUUCAUAGCCCUCCCGUCACUAUCAAGAAGGAACCACAGAGCCCAGGCUCCGACCCCAGCCAGUCCUGUAGCCACAAGCAGAGCUUCAGCUACCCCAGUGGAGAGCAGUGCCUUUAUGCCAGUGCCUAUGAGCAGAAAAGAACUGCAGGAGGAGCCAAAAGCUCCUGCCCAGGGACCCCCAUGUCUCCUAUGCAGCAGCAUUACUCCCCAAAGCCUGCCACAGCUGGACGGCCUGAUGCUGGCUACAUGAACCCUGCUGCCACCUCCCAGCCACUGCCCAGCAACACUUACCCCAUCAACACCAGGUAUCAGGGCCCUUCAGGAGACCCCAUGUGCUCCCAGUUCCCCCCUCCAGGCCAGGCCUUUCAGCGCAUGCCAAUGCCUUCUGCUCCAGCAGGACAUGGUGGCAGUGCAGGUGGGGGUGGAGGUCCUGGGGGCGGUGGCGGUGGUGGGGGCGGCAGCAGUAGUGGUGGUUAUCAUCGGCAGCACUCUGACCCCUGCAUGCCCUACCUGCAGCAGAGCUUUAAACAAGAAUUCCUAGACCCAUUGUAUGAGAGGGCGGCUCACAUGGCAGGGCCUGGGCAUAGGAGCGGACCAGGGCACGGGCACGGGCACGGGCCUCACCCCCAGCCACAUCCACACCCUCACCCACAUAGAUUCCCACCAGCCCACAUGAUGGUGAAGCAGGAGCCCACAGACUACACCUAUGAACCUGAUGUGCCUGGAUGUCCCUCGAUGUACCACCACAGUGAGGGCUACCCAAACCCCCAGCACAGCAAUGAAGGCUAUUUGUUUGAAAAUGACUCCCGUGUGGUUCCAGAGAAGUUCGAAGGUGAGGUGAAGCAGGAGGGGGGUGGUGUUUUUCGUGAGAGUACACCUUACCAGCGCCGUGGCUCUUUGCAGCUCUGGCAGUUCCUGGUGGCCCUGCUGGACGACCCGGGUAACGCCCACUUCAUCGCCUGGACUGGCCGUGGCAUGGAGUUCAAGCUCAUUGAACCUGAAGAGGUUGCCAGACUGUGGGGCAUGCAGAAGAACCGCCCAGCCAUGAACUAUGACAAGCUCAGUCGCUCGCUGCGCUACUACUACGAGAAGGGAAUCAUGCAGAAGGUGGCAGGGGAACGCUAUGUUUACAAGUUUGUGUGUGAGCCUGAGGCCCUCAUCUCGCUGGCCUUCCCCGACAAUCAGCGGCCCAGCCUGAAGGCUGAGUUCGAGCGCUACGUCAACGAGGAGGACACUGUGCCCCUGUCCCACCUGGAUGAGGGAGUGCCCUACGCAACAGAACAAGCCCCCCAAAACAUGGGCCCCCAGCCCUACUCCAAAGGCUACAUGUACUAAAGCCAGCCCCCACCCUCAGAAUCUUCCUGUUGUACUAACUCAUCAUACUGAAUCCCACACCUCUUGCACAUUCCCACCCCAUCCACUUGUAUAUAAGGCAAUGGUUUUUUGUUUUAAAUUAAUCUCAUUAGGGAUUUUUCUUGUUUUAAGAGCUGCAUUCCUUUCACAUCCAAGGCUUAUUCAAAAUGACUGCUUAAUAAAUACUCAUAAUACCGA
Molecule: messenger RNA, 2243 nt
Organism: Monopterus albus (swamp eel)
Lineage: Eukaryota; Metazoa; Chordata; Actinopteri; Synbranchiformes; Synbranchidae
Gene: etv4
Product: ETS variant transcription factor 4
Exons: 16
Coding region: 171-2027 (618 amino acids)
Biological process (GO): cell differentiation; regulation of transcription by RNA polymerase II
Cellular component (GO): nucleus
Molecular function (GO): sequence-specific DNA binding; DNA-binding transcription factor activity, RNA polymerase II-specific
Source: RefSeq, a predicted model, not a curated record